Molecule: messenger RNA, 1824 nt
Organism: Prorocentrum cordatum
Lineage: Eukaryota; Dinophyceae; Prorocentrales; Prorocentraceae
Source: the annotation of a GenBank genome assembly
AGCCACAGCAAUAGGCUCAAACUGUGUGUUCUCCUUGAGUACUGUGCUUCAUCGGCGGGGCGAAUCGAUGACCUCGGCGGAGGCCACCCGGGAGCCGCUCGAGGCCUGCACCAGCGCCCGGGGUGGUGCGGCAGCGCAGGCCGAUUUUCUCGCCAGGCGCGGCGUCGUGUGCGAGAGUAAAUUCGCAACCGCUCCAGACGGUUACAUUCUUCAUUCGAAGAAUGACAAACUGAGCGAGCACUCGUAAACGUUCGAAAGGUCCACGAAGACCUUUGAGCGUUUAUGUUUGGGCGCCUCUUGUUGUUCUAUCGAUUACAUCACUUGUGGGUCACCGAAACACCUAGCACUGGUCUUCACUCAUGGCAGCGCUGGAAACUGCUGCUCGUGGUGGCAGAACCUGCCCCUGUUCGCAGAGCAGUCUCUCUUUUGCAUUGCGAUUGACCUGCGCUUCUUCGGCUCGUCGGCCCCCAUCACCCCUGCGCUGUUGCAAGGUUUCAGGGGCGGAGCAACCCACGCGCAGGACUUGAUAGCGAUCCUCGAUGCCGAAGGGGUCGACCAAGCGGUCAUAUUCUGCCAGUCCAUGAGUGGGUGCGCGGGCGUUCAUGCUGCCGCGGCAUUCCCUGGUCGCGUAGCCGGUUUGGCAAUGUGUUGCACAAAUCGGGGGAUUGAAAGAGAUGACGAAGACCAGAGGCUUUCAGACGUAGCUCUGUUUAGGCCUGCUCUACAGUGGCCGGAGGAAUUUCCGAUGAAGGGCCUCCACCCGAAGUUUCAGGAGGAGCGGCCGGACAUGGUGAAUCUUUUUCUCGAGGUGAGAAGCUUCAACAGUGGGGUCCCCAGUGAGGUGGAACAGGCCUGCCGGGACAACCCUGUGGCGCUAGAUCGCGUCGCGCAGCUGGACAUCCCGAUGCUGAUGCUGUCUGCGGAGUUCGACUGGUUCUUCAGUCGGGCCAUGCUCUCCAGGUCGGCUCAGCACUGCAGGAACUGCACCUUCGUGUCGUGCCACGGCCACGGCCACUCAGUCUACUUCGAGGACCCUGACCUGUUCCACACAACGGCCAUGGAGUGGAUGCGCGGGGCGGGGAUCUGCUGAAGCAGAUUCGCGCCAGGCGUUGGCCUCGCGUCCCCCUCCUCCGCCUCUUCCUUGUCCUCCUCUUCUUCUUCCCUUCUGGGAAAAAGGGGAGGGCGUCCAUUCCUCAUCGGGAGCGUCUGUUGGCGUCGCUGUUUUGCCAGCGCCCACAAGCAGUGAGGAUCCGUACAGAACCGCUCGAAAAUGCUCCUGAUCAGUUCAAGUUCUAAGGUCAGACGGCAUGCUUUAUAGUGCUUUGGUUAUGAGGUCUCUACGCUGUUGCGCGGCGAUUUUUCGCCGUUUCUAAGACGAUGGUGCGCCGACGAACAUUGCCGCGACAAAUCUGAACAUGUGGCCAGCGACGGUCAUGAAGCUGUGAACCGUGGACUCAUUCUUGUCCGAGUCAGAUGGAGGAAAGUCGAAACUUACAUUUUGCGUUAUCGGUUUCCCAAUGCUUAUGCAUGCGUUGCCCCUGCAAGUUCAGCCGUCGCAUUUGGUCUCGUCGAGCGCGUGCCCGCGUGCUGGGCUCGUGUUUAUUGAGGCCGCAAUGCAAUGCUGGGACGCCGAUCGAUGGGUGGACUCGAGUAACAUGGUGUAGCAGUCGCAUGGGCAUCUGAUGUUUUGGAGCUGGAAUCUAUAUGUGUGCACUUGCAUAUACCUGCAUGUACAGGUUAGCCAGCGUGGACCCCAUACAAUGUGUUUCUGGCAAUCUAUGUUGUGCAAAUUAUGUAUGGCACACUACAUAUGGUGCAAUUCAU